This is a messenger RNA of Chaetura pelagica (chimney swift), 2301 nucleotides long. It is a transcript of the gene PROS1, whose product is annotated as protein S (alpha). The coding region runs from base 1 to 2055 and encodes 684 amino acids. NCBI's taxonomy places the organism in Eukaryota, Metazoa, Chordata, Aves, Apodiformes, Apodidae. Gene Ontology annotation, molecular function: calcium ion binding. Gene Ontology annotation, cellular component: extracellular region. The transcript is spliced from 16 exons. The record is from RefSeq and is a predicted model, not a curated record.
AUGAUUACAGCGGGCUACCGUUUUUUUCGUUUUGGAAAAUCAACGUUUCAGAGACCAUCUAUUCUCCAUCGCUUAAAAACUUCCAAACUGGCUGCCAAACACCCUGUUGCGGACACACACCGACGCGGUUUAUACGUUUUAUCCCAGCAGCAUGCCUCUCAGUUCCUGGUGAGGAAACGUCGAGCAAAUUCUUUCAUGGAAGAAAGUAAGAAGGGAAAUUUAGAAAGAGAGUGCAUUGAAGAAUUAUGCAAUAAGGAAGAAGCCAGGGAAGUAUUUGAAAAUAAUCCUGAAACUGAGUAUUUUUAUCCCAGAUAUUUAAGUUGCCUUGCUUCUCAUCGAGCAGGGAUUUUCAGGGUUACUGCAGUUACUCCAGAUUCUCCAGCUGACCUGAGGGCUUGUGUCAGUGAAAUUUCAAACCAGUGUAGCCCACUGCCCUGCCAUAAAGAUGGAUAUAAAGAUUGUAUAGAUGGACAAGCCAGAUAUACAUGCGUCUGUAAACCAGGAUGGCAAGGAGAGAAAUGUGAAGAAGAUAUAAAUGAAUGUGAAGAUUUCAAUGGAGGUUGUAGCCAACGCUGUUCUAAUUUACCUGGAAGCUACCGUUGUUUAUGUGAAGAUGGCUACUUCAUGCAUUCAAAUAAAUGGGAUUGUGGAGAUAUAAAUGAAUGUGUGUUACAUCCAAACAUCUGUGGGACAGCCAUCUGUAAAAACACCUUGGGGAAAUACAAUUGUGAAUGUGCAGAGGGCUACACAUAUAAUUCAACUUCCAAGAACUGCGAAGAUAUUGAUGAAUGUGCUGAAAAUGUUUGUGCUCAACUCUGUGUAAACUCUCCAGGAAGUUAUAGCUGCUACUGUGAUGGCAAGAAAGGGUUCAAGCUCUCUAGGGACAUGAAGAAUUGUGAGUCUAUUACUGAGUGUAUCCCGCUACACCUUGAAAAGAAUCAUGAACUGCUUUAUCUGGCAGAGCAAUUUAUAGGAAUUCCUGUUCUGUAUUUAAAGUUCAAAUUGCCAAAUGUCACAAGAUUUACAGCAGAAUUUGAUUUCCGGACAUACGAUGCAGAGGGAGUUAUACUAUAUGCAGAAUCCCUUGACAAUACAGCAUGGAUCUUGCUUGCUCUUCGGGAUGGGAAGAUUGAAAUUCAAUUCAAGAAUGAAUUUGGAACUAAAGUCACAAGUGGAGGCAAAGCCAUUAAUGAUGGACUGUGGCAUAUAAUAUCAGUUGAAGAACUAGAACACAGCAUCAGUGUAAAAAUAGCUAAGGAAGCCGUGAUGAGUAUUAACAGCCCAGGAACUCUUUUUAAGCAAUCACAAGGUUUCUUGGAAACUAAAGUGUACAUUGCAGGAUUACCUCGCAAAGUGGGCAACACUCUUGUUAAGCAGAUAAACCCUCGGCUAGAUGGAUGCAUUCGUGCCUGGAACCUGAUGAAUCAGGGCCAUUCAGGUGUAAAAGAAGUUAUUCAAGAAAAGGAGAGUAAACACUGUUUAGUAUCAGUGGGAAGAGGAUCCUUCUACCCUGGCACUGGAAUGGCAAAGUUUCAGAUAAACUACAAUAAUCUUGACAGUGCUGAAGAUUGGCUAAUAAAUGUGACUAUGACUAUUCGCCCAUCCACAGACACUGGUGUUAUGUUUGCCUUGGUUUCUAAUGAAACAGUGCCUCUUGCUUUGUCCAUAAUGGACUCUAACUCCUCUGACUCACAGAAAAUCAUUGUGACCAUUGGAAACAUCAUUGUUGCACAUCUGGAAUCAAAGAAGUUAUGUACACCCAGAAAAGUGCUGGUUGGACUUCUAGUAACCAAACAGCAACUUGAGCUGUCAGUUGAUUCACACACAGACAGAAGCAAUUCAGAGCAACUCUCUGUCCUGCAUCAAGCAAUGAUGGCGAGUGUUGUUACCUACUUGGGCGGCCUGCCAGAUGUUCCUUCAGGUGCUACGUUAGUAACUGCUUUUUAUAAUGGCUGCAUGGAGGUGAAGGUCAACAACAGACAGCUGGAUCUGGAUGAAGCCAUUUCUAAACACAAUGACAUUAGAUCUCACUCAUGCCCACUGAUUCUGCAGUAACUAUUCCAUUCUUAAUUUAACAUUUUUCUUUCAGAUACAGGUUGUUUCAUUAGUGUCAUGCCAUAGUGAAGUCUGUAUUAUUUUAUUCAAGAUGUACCAGGAAAAUAAUCAACAGCAUGUUUUUCCUCCCUUUUAUAUACAAUGGAGGGGGGGAAAUGCCCUCUCUUUUCAGCUAUAAAGAGACAAUCAAGAUCAAAAUUCUGUAAAAUAUUAUUUUAUUGCUAUCAGUGAUAGAUCUUAAAGCUA